Zootoca vivipara (common lizard) is the source of this 5294-nucleotide messenger RNA. It is a transcript of the gene KLHDC10, whose product is annotated as kelch domain containing 10. Gene Ontology annotation, biological process: positive regulation of stress-activated MAPK cascade. NCBI's taxonomy places the organism in Eukaryota, Metazoa, Chordata, Lepidosauria, Squamata, Lacertidae. Gene Ontology annotation, molecular function: protein binding. The record is from RefSeq and is a predicted model, not a curated record.
CUCCUCCAGCCCCUCACGUCGCGCUCCGUUUGGGCGGCUGCGGUGGGCUCGACUGUGAGGGGGCCGAGAAGAGGAAGGAGGGCCAACAUGUCGGCGGGGAACGGAGAGGGCUGGGACGGCAACCGGCAGCGGGGCGCCGGAGGCGGGAACGGGCCCGCGGCUCAAGCCCCGCGCGGGGGGCUCCUCAACCGUUUCGUCAGGCUCCCGCCGGGCCCGGGCCGAGGCGGCCACAGAGUCCCGCCAGCCAGAAGCGGCCACCGUUGUGUGGCAGACAAUGCCAACUUGUAUGUGUUCGGCGGAUACAAUCCUGACUAUGAUGAGUCCGGAGGGCCAGAGAAUGAAGACUACCCACUGUUCAGGGAGCUUUGGCGAUACAACUUUGCUACUGGCACCUGGCAUCAAAUGGGCACAGAGGGCUACAUGCCUCGAGAGUUAGCAUCUAUGUCACUUGUGUUGCAUGGGAAUAACCUCUUGGUCUUUGGCGGCACUGGGAUCCCUUUUGGCGAGAGCAAUGGCAAUGAUGUCCAUGUCUGCAACGUCAAGUACAAGCGCUGGGCCCUCUUCAACUGUCGAGGGAAGAAGCCCAACCGAAUCUAUGGACAGGCGAUGGCGAUCAUUAAUGGCUCCUUGUACGUAUUCGGAGGCACGACAGGAUACAUUUACAGCACAGACCUGCACAAGCUGGACCUGAACACCAGGGAGUGGACCCAGCUGAAGCCAAACAACAUGCACUGUGACAUGCCGGAGGAAAGAUACAGACAUGAAAUUGCACAUGACGGGCAGAGGAUUUACAUCUUAGGAGGAGGAACUUCUUGGACAGCCUAUUCCUUAGACAAGAUCCAUGCCUACAACCUUGAAACAAACACUUGGGAAGAAAUUGCAACAAAGCCUCAUAAGAAAAAAGGUUUUCGUUUCACAGAUUUCCCGGCGGCCAGGAGAUGUCACAGUUGUGUACAGAUAAAAAAUGAUGUCUUUGUCUGCGGAGGAUACAACGGAGAAGUGAUCCUGGGAGACAUCUGGAAACUGAGCUUGCAGACCUUCCAGUGGGUGAAACUCCCGGCCGUGAUGCCAGAGCCAGUUUAUUUCCACUGCGCUGCUGUGACUCCGGCCGGCUGCAUGUACGUCCAUGGAGGCGUGGUGGACAUCCAAAGGAACAAACGGACUGGCUCUCUCUUUAAGAUGUGGCUGGUAGUGCCCAGCCUCUUGGAACUGUCUUGGGAGAAGCUUCUGGGGUUUUUCCCCCACUUAGCAAACCUCACCAGAUCACAGCUUUUGCACCUUGGACUCACACAGGGACUCAUCGAGCGCUUGAAAUGAGAAGCACCUGCUCUUCAAACACUACUUUUAAAAAAGCGGCUCCUCUCGCCCCUCUCUUUUCUCUCCCCCCCCCCUCUUUCUCCCUCUCAUUUUCUCUAUUUAUGAGCACUGCAGAGGAAUGCUGCUAGGAGAUGGGACGCCCGACUCCGAAGCCUUACUCGGCAAAUAUACAUCAGAUGCCUUCCCCCCCCCUUGUGAAUUUUUAUUUUAAAGUUUAUGGAAGUCAAGCUUUUUUUGUUUUUAAUUUAUGGAUACCUAUAAAUACAUCAUGAACAAAAGAUGCUGUCGCUCAGCUGAUUUGUACUGCAUUUGCUGCAUGCUUUGUAGUCGCAGGAAGGCAAGGCGGACAGCGUGACUGAGUCUCUCCUAGUUACUGUUCUGUAAGAUGGCCGUAACCUGCAGCAGUUUCGAAAGGGAAAAAGGCUGGCUGCUCACUCGGGAACCCAUCGCAGUAGCUCUUGCCACAUCCCUUGCCUCUGUAAAAAAAGAAAAGGCCUAAAUGCGAGCUGGCUUUCUCUGGGCUGUCUUCUUACAGAUGCUAAAGUUUGGAAAAACUGGCGCGUUGGUGUUGUGACUUUUUGAAAUGUGUGUCAUUUAUUGCCUUUUCAUAUUGAACUGCCCAGUCCAAGACUGGUUUUCUUCCAUGUGGCUGGCUGGCUUCAGCACAAGAGUUUAUCGUGAAUGGUGGCAGGAAAGAGAUAAGAGCAUCGCCCAAGUACCAUUUCUGUUAUGCCUGACAAUGAAGGAGAUAAUGGAGAAAGAGAACUCUGAAUAAGUUGAUGCUAUUUUUUCUCUCUCCUGUUGCAAGUGUGUGUGUGUGUGUGUGUGUGUGUGUGUUUGUGUGCAUGAGAGAGAGCGUAAGGUGGAUUUGGAAAUUCAUGCUCCGUGCAAUAGCUGUUAUUAUCUGCUAGUUUUUCUUACGUAGAUAGGGGGCUGGCCUCUGCUGGCCUCCCCAGUUCCUGCUUCCACCCCCUGCGAAUUGGUUUGUUUUAAAACCCCAUUCUAUGGCCUGUCUUUUUCCUCCAAAACAAAACAAUCUUAUUAACUGGCCCUUCAUUUGCAGGAAAUGCCAUGUUGUCACUGCCGUCUUUCUUUUCUUCUUCUUUAGCAUAGGCAAAAUGCUUGACAUUUUGCUGUGGACAGUAUUUGCCUUUUGAAAAAUAAUGCUGGAAAAGGAAACCAUGUCUGUGUCUUAACUGUUCGUGUUCCAAAUGGCUGCGGAAAUGUCCUGUAGAAUGUAUACCAAAACAGCCGUCAAACCAAGCAUCAUACCUAGCCUGAGAAACUGGCUUUUUAAUUUUAAUUUCUGUUUUUUUUAAAAAAAAACUGUACAUGAAAUAUUGUUGGUAGUCCUUGUCAAGUUGUCUUUUUAAAAAUUCUGGUGGGAGUAUCACAGCUUUCUUUGGAAGUGGAUAGGAGCUCAAUGCUGUACGGUAUUCCCAUGUAACAUCAAACCAUGGUUGGAUGGUGCAGAACCAUGGCUCUCAUUCCCUGCUCCCCCUCAUCAUAAUCCAGGAUUUCCAAUUCUGAUUUAGCAGCAAGCUUUAAUUUUGUCUCAACAUUUGAGUAGCCGGGACCAUGGUUUGCUGUUCCCGCCAAACCAUGGUUUUCAGUUCUAGGUUAGCAAAUGCAAGCCAUUCUUGGCUGUUGGGACACUGAGGCAGACUGGCUUCCUGCUUGACCAGGAUUAUCAAGGCCUGGAUUGUGGAAUGCAAGGGGUCUAUGAGCUGGUGUGGAAGCUCCCCUUUCCUUGAGCGCAUGGCACCAAGCCAUGGUUUGUUAAGCAGGUGAGCUCAGUCCCUAUGCACAUGUCCCUCUGCCUUCCGGUCUUCUGUGUGUCUCUUGCAUAUCUGAAGUCAUUCACCCCUCCUGUGGCUUGUGUUGCCUCGUCUUGAAGCACAUCCGAGGCCUGGUUCAUGGAAGCAUCAGAAUCAUGCCUGUAUCAUGCGUUACUGAGAGGUGCGGGGCUCUGUUAUCUAUUUAUUAAAUUUAUAUCCUGUCCUCCCAUCAUAAGAUCUCAGAGUGGUUCAGAGAAUAAAAUACAGGGCAAAAGCAAGUAAAUAAUGAAAACAACAGCGUAAUAGCUGGAUAAUGGUUCCCAUAAUUCUUGAUCAUGCUGCCUAGGAUUUAUGAGAGAUACCGUGUUUCUCCAAAAAUAAGACACCGUAUUAUAUUUAUUUUUCCUCAAAAAAACACACAGUGGCUUAUUUUCAGGGGAUGUCUUGUUUUUUUAUUAAGUAUGGUACAGUUUAACCUACAAGGUUAAACUGUCUAUCACUAUGGCUUAUUUUGGGGGUAUGGCUUAUUUUUGGAGUAUGGCAUAUUUUCGGGGUAUGGCUUAUUUUUUUGGAGAAACACGGUAGAUUCCAACAAUGUCUGGAUAGCCGCUGGUUUUCCAAACCCUGCCUGACAUGUUUGAAUCAUGUGAUCAUGUUUGAAUCAUGUGAUCAAGGCAACUCUAGGCAAAUAGCACAUACCUUUGCCAUGCUGCUUCUUACAUGAAGGUUUGCGUUCUUCAUGCUGGAGUAUUCAAGUGUGGAACCCCUUCCUGCCUGAAGGGGCAGGGAGUUAUCCCAUGACUCUACUGCCUCUUAUCAACUGGCUGUGUUCCCAUGUCGUUUAGACAUGUAGGAUGCAAGCUCAGGUGAGAAGCAGCAUGGCUUUCAAUCUGUGCUUCCUCAGGUGCACAGAGAGAGAGAGAGAAAUCCGGGAUAGAGGAAGUCUAACCCACUGGCAGGGAACAUGUGCUUUUAUUUUAUUUUGCUGUCUUACCUUCCUGGCAGGGCCCACAGGUGGAAUUCUGAUGAAUAUAUGCUCUUGAAUACUGCAGACCCCCUAUUUUUCAAAAGCCAAGCCGUAGAUCCCCUACUUUUGAAAACAUUUGAUACCUCUGUGGCAGUUUUUGUCUUACAAACGCUGCCACCGUACCCUCCAACAUGUCCCUGCACAAAAAUGGGAUGCAUGUCUUCUGGGCUGCACUCCGACACAAGUCAUGUGACCUUUGUGGGAGCACAGCCCCCCAAAAUGUGAAGUAUGGGACAGCUGGUGAUAUGUGCCCCAGGCCUCCUGGGUGGGUUACGCAGACCCCCCAGGGGGUCUGCAGACCCCCGUCGGGAACCGCUAACAAGUAACGUAAGCCAGUCGUUAUUCGGGUCCAGAGAGGCGUGCCUGUCUCCCAUCAUUACUAACAGGAACACAUUCCUGUUUAGCCAAGCAAUUGGGUCACUGAAAAAUACAUUUCCUGGUAACCCUGAGAUUGUUGGAUGAGAUAAUGCUCUUUUAACAGCUUCUAGAAUGCUUUAAUCCAUUUCAAAAUGUUUUCGCUUUGUUUUCUGUUGUUAUAUUGCAUAUCCGUUUGCUACAUUGGGCUCCUUGGGGAGGAAAGAGGGAUAUAAGUAAAACAAAUACCGUAUUGGCCCGAACAUAAGCCGCACCCGCAAAUAAGCCGCACCCGCAAAUAAGCCGCACCCUUAAAAUUCGGAGGGGGGGGGGAAGAAAAAGACAAUUCCCGAAUAUAAGCCGCUCCCUUAAAAUUCUGCAGGCACACCCGUUCCAUUUUACCGUAUGUCCGUUUCAGCAGUGAUAUCAUAAAAGCCAAUUUUUUGUAAGGUCGUGAACUUAAGCCGCACUUCUGACUUUUCAUGGUUGGAAUUUGGGGGGGGGGAGUGCGGCUUAUAUUCGGGCCAAUACGGUAAAAAAAAACAAAAAACCUCCCAUAUGCAGUUAGGGCUGCGAAUGCCCGAAAUCCUGCAGCCAAUGUCAAGUCACGGCGGACGAGAUUGAUGAACAAAGCGGCUGCCCAGCGGUUGCUUCUGUAUUAAGUUUGGGAAACUGCACUAGACUUUCUGUGGUCAUUCACAAAACACUUCCCCCUCCAACCCCCCCCCCCAACUUUUUUCCUCUCAGAGGUCGGGUGGACCAGCCGAGGGAAAAAAAGGUAUUUCAUGACUACACACAAAAAAAAGGUAUUUCAUGAC